UGCCUUUGUAUUCCUGGCAUUCCCCUUUGUCUCGUUCCGCCACACGCCCUUCAUUCACGCCAGACAUCGAUAUAGACUUUAGGCUAUCUUCCCUUUGUCGAAACCUAAACGAUGUCCGUAACUAUUGAAAACAUUCCUGUCGAUGCCAAUUCCCGGUCACCUUUGCCUCGAUCAUCUGCUACACACGAGGAGCAUCCACAGGCCUCUUCAGCUGACCCCAGUUCUCCAAAGCCCGACGAAAAGGCGUCGCCAACAACGACAGUGCCCGAGGUGAACGUCAAUGGCGAGCCAAUACACAGUCCAAGGCCUUCGACAGGCUCGAACGGGACAGAUGAUGAAACAGUGUGGGGAUCCAACUUCUGGGUCACUUUGGUUGAUCCACAGGUGCGCAUAUAGCCAGCUUAUUUCUGAAUGACAAAGAACUGAAGCUAUCUAUCAAAGACUAGCGCACUGUUCUUUGCAUGUCCUGCAACUGGUCAAGUCAGUUGGGAUCCCCCU
This is a messenger RNA of Serpula lacrymans var. lacrymans S7.9, 498 nucleotides long. RefSeq lists its product as uncharacterized. NCBI's taxonomy places the organism in Eukaryota, Fungi, Basidiomycota, Agaricomycetes, Boletales, Serpulaceae. Bases 112 to 396 code for a protein of 94 amino acids. The transcript has a single exon. The record is from RefSeq and is a predicted model, not a curated record.